This is a messenger RNA of Melanotaenia boesemani (Boeseman's rainbowfish), 4505 nucleotides long. RefSeq names its product eukaryotic translation initiation factor 3, subunit 10 (theta) (gene eif3s10). The record is from RefSeq and is a predicted model, not a curated record. Bases 126 to 3863 code for a protein of 1245 amino acids. Gene Ontology annotation, molecular function: translation initiation factor activity; mRNA binding. Gene Ontology annotation, cellular component: eukaryotic translation initiation factor 3 complex, eIF3m; multi-eIF complex; eukaryotic translation initiation factor 3 complex, eIF3e. Lineage: Eukaryota; Metazoa; Chordata; Actinopteri; Atheriniformes; Melanotaeniidae. The transcript has 22 exons. Gene Ontology annotation, biological process: formation of cytoplasmic translation initiation complex; translation reinitiation.
CGAGGUUUUUCCUUUUUCAGCCAGCAUCGUUGCUGUGUGUGAGUGCGUGGCUUUGAUGGACUGGUGAAAUUGUCAAAAUUUCCUUAAAGUCAGUCAAUUUUGAGUUUCAUUAGAGUGCUAUCGUCAUGCCGGCGUACUUCCAGCGCCCAGAGAAUGCUCUCAAACGAGCGAACGAAUUUCUCGAGGUAGGCAAGAAGCAGCCAGCCUUGGAUGUUUUGUACGAUGUCAUCAAGAGUAAGAAACAUCGAACAUGGCAGAAGAUCCACGAGCCCAUUAUGCUCAAAUACCUGGAGCUCUGUGUGGAUCUCCGCAAGAGCCACCUGGCCAAAGAGGGACUCUACCAAUACAAAAAUAUCUGCCAGCAGGUGAAUAUCAAAUCUUUGGAGGAUGUAGUGCGGGCUUAUCUGAAGCUAGCAGAGGAAAAGACUGAGACUGCUAAAGAAGAGUCCCAGCAGAUGGUUUUGGACAUUGAGGACCUGGAUAACAUCCAGACACCAGAAAGUGUGCUUCUGAGUGCUGUGAGUGGAGAAGACACUCAGGAUCGUACUGAUCGCUUGCUGCUCACUCCUUGGGUGAAGUUCCUCUGGGAGUCGUACCGACAGUGCCUGGACCUGCUGAGAAACAACUCCAAGGUGGAGCGUCUGUACCAUGACAUCGCCCAGCAAGCAUUUAAGUUCUGCCUUCAGUACACCCGCAAAGCAGAAUUUCGCAAGCUGUGUGACAAUCUGCGCAUGCAUCUUGGUCAAAUCCAGCGGCACCACAACCAGAGUACCGCCAUCAAUCUGAACAACCCUGAGAGCCAGUCCAUGCACCUGGAGACACGUCUUGUGCAGCUGGACAGUGCCAUAAGCAUGGAGCUCUGGCAGGAAGCAUUUAAGGCUGUAGAGGAUAUCCAUGGCCUGUUUGCUCUUUCCAAGAAGCCUCCAAAACCACAGCUCAUGGCCAACUAUUACAAUAAAGUAUCUACUGUCUUCUGGAAGUCUGGAAAUGCUCUCUUUCAUGCUUGCACCCUCCACCGACUCUAUCACCUGUCCAGGGAAAUGCGCAAGAAUUUGACCCAAGAUGAAAUGCAGAGGAUGUCCACCAGAGUCCUCCUGGCCACACUGUCUAUUCCCAUCACCCCCGAGCGCACUGACAUCGCUCGACUGCUGGACAUGGAUGGUAUCAUUGUGGAGAAACACCGCAGGCUGGCGACCCUCCUGGGUCUGCAGUCUCCACCAACCCGCCAGAGUCUCAUCAAUGACAUGGUGAGAUUUAACUUGCUGCAGUAUGUAGUACCUGAAGUCAAAGACCUUUACAACUGGCUUGAGGUUGACUUUCAUCCUUUGAAGCUGAGUGGAAGAGUGACCAAGGUGUUGAACUGGGUAAGAGAUCAGGCUGAGAAGGAGGCAGAUUUGCAGCAGUAUGUCCCACACCUGCAGAGUAAUACCAUCCUCCGGCUCCUGCAGCAGGUUGCACAGAUCUAUCAAAGCAUUGAAUUCAGCCGUCUGGCCUCCCUGGUUCCAUUUGUGGAUGCCUUCCAGCUGGAGCGCUCUAUUGUGGAUGCUGCACGGCACUGUGAUCUGCAAGUUCGCAUAGACCACAGCUCUCGAACUCUAAGCUUUGGUUCUGACCUGAACUACUCAACCAAAGAGGAUGCUCCUGUUGGGCCUUUCCUGCAGAACAUGCCGUCUGAGCAGAUAAGGAACCAGCUGACCGCCAUGUCUGCUUCCAUGGCUAAAGCUAUCCAGAUCAUCAAGCCUGCCUCCAUCCUGCAAGAACGUGAGGAGCAGAGUCAGCAGGCCAUUGCUGCCUAUCUGAAAAAUGCCCGCAAGGAUCACCAGCGCAUCCUGGCUCGUAGACAGACCAUUGAAGAGCGCAAGGAGCGUCUAGAGAGCCUAAAUAUUCAGCGAGAGAAGGAGGAGCUUGAACAACGAGAAGCUGAGAUGCAGAAAGUUCGCAAGGCUGAGGAGGAGCGUCUCCGGCAAGAGGCCAAAGAGAGGGAGAAGGAGCGUAUCAUGCAGGAGCAUGAGCAGAUUAAGAAGAAGACAGUCCGUGAACGGCUGGAGCAAAUCAAGAAAACUGAACUUGGUGCCAAAGCCUUCAAGGAUAUUGACAUUGAGGACCUGGAGGAACUGGAUCCUGAUUUCAUCAUGGCUAAACAGGUGGAACAGCUGGAGAAGGAAAAGAAGGAACUUCAGGAGCGUCUGAAGAAUCAGGAGAAGAAGAUUGACUAUUUUGAGAGGGCGAAACGCCUUGAGGAGAUACCUCUCAUCAAGAAAGCUUACGAGGAACAGCGUGUCAAAGACAUGGAGCUGUGGGAGCUCCAGGAGGAGGAGCGGAUUAACAAUAUGAAAGUUGAGAGAGAGAAGGCUCUGGAGCAUAAGAAACGCAUGUCCAGGAUGAUAGAGGACAAAGAAAACUUCCUGUCCAAAAUAACAGCUGCCCGCAGCUUCAUUUAUGAGGAAAAAUUGAAAGCCUUCGAGGAACGCCUGGUGGAGGAAAGGAAGAAACGUCUAGAAGAUAGGAAGAGGCAGCGCAAAGAGGACAGGCGUAAUGCUUUCUACCGCCAGAAAGAAGAAGAGGCUCAGCGCAUCCACGAGGAGCAGCUCAAGAAAGAACGUGAAGAGCGUGAGCGCCUGGAACAAGAGCAGCGAGAGGAGGAGGAGAGGGAGUACCAGGAGCGUCUACGCAAGCUGGAGGAGCAGGAGCGCAAGCAGCGCGCUCGUCAGCAGGAGAUCGAGGAGCGAGAACGCCGCCGUGAGGAGGAAAGAAGGGGUGCACCAGAGGAGAGAGCCAAGGACUGGGGAGACAAGGGUGAGAAAGAGGAGGGAGGCUGGAGAAAACGCACUGAAGGAGGGGAAUCAGACUGGCGUCGCUCUGUACCGGACAAGGAAUGGAGACAGGAGGGCCGAGAUGAUGAGAAAGAAGACAGAGAGGGUCCCUUCAGACGAGGAGAAGGUCCUCGCAGGGGUGGAGAUGACAGAGGACCUCGCAGGGGCUUUGAGGAUGAUCGAGCCCCACGUCGCAGCGGUGAUGAUGACCGUCCUCUACGUAGAGGGAUGGAUGAUGACCGUGGGCCACGCAGAGGGUUUGAUGAUGAUCGCGGGCCAAGGAGGGGUGCAGAUGAAGACCGUGGCCCAAGACGAGGCUUUGAUGACGAUCGCGGUCCAAGACGUGGCUUUGAUGAUGACAGAGGUCCUCGUAGAGGCAUGGAUGACUCCAGGGGAUCCAGGCGUGGGGCUGAUGAUGACUGGGGCCCUAGAAGAGGAGGGGAUGAUGACAGAGGUGGCAGGAGAGGCCUGGAUGAUGGGCCACGCCGCGGUGAUGACGCCAAACCCUGGAAGCCCCUUGGCAGACCUGGUGGCUGGCGUGAGCGGGAAAAGGCCCGAGAAGAGAGCUGGGGCCCUCCCCGUGGUGGAGCUCGGGAUGACGAUGAUGAAGAUGAUGGAGAUGAAAGACAAGGUGAACGAUUCAGAGACCGUCGUCCACAGAGAGAGGACAACACCUGGAGGAGAGGAGGCACAGAGGAAGGAAGCAACUGGAGGGAUUCCCGCAGAGAGGAUGCCGACCGCGAUGAUCGUCGCGACCGUGACGACCGUCACGACCGUGACGACCGCCGCCCUGAGCGUCGUGAGCGAGACCGCCGUGAGGAUCGUGAACACAGAGGCCCGCCCAGAGAUAAUGAGGAUGGUGGCUCCUGGCGUCGUGCAGGUGAGGAUAAACGUGAGGAGCGGGACAGGGACCGUCCCAGAGACCGAGAGAGAGACAGGGAGAGAGAGCGCGAGGCUGACGGGGAAAAGAACUGGCGUUCUGACAAAGAAAACCCUCGACGCACUAAGAAUGAGACAGAUGACGACGGCUGGACCACUGUUCGCCGCUGAGCAUCAACUUCAUCCUUCAUCAGAUUUAAAUCAGAAAAGAUCUAAUUAAUAGAAUGGUAAUAUUGGCCUCAACCUUGAAUCAGUGGCUGCCAGCUGCUGAUGUGUUCAUCUAAAUGAAUUUCUUUUUGUAGACUAGUUUUCCUCUGGAUUUAUUUUGUUUUUAUUUUAUCUUCCUGAGUAACAGGAAUCCUCACCACCUUAAAAAAAACAUUAACCAACAAGCUUGCAUAUACUCAGGCCUCACACAAACUUUCUUAAACACCAGGACCCGUAGUGGUUACGAGUGGUCAAACCUUACAUGAUUAAGUGUAACUGAAUUGAAAACCAGUGCUUUGAUCAACUGCCUCUUUUAAAUAUUCCUACAUUACAUAGAUGUUAUAACAGAUUUACAAUUCCUGUAACAGCAGCAAUGAGAAAUCUUUCUUCUCUCACAUAUUUCUGCUCUUCAUUUAGUGGGAGAUGCCUCUUAACCUGUUAACGAGUUUGUGGAAUUUCCUUUUUGACGUGCAUGCUUAGAAUAUUGAAUAUUGAAAUGGCCGCUUGAUAUCCAGUGUGCGCUUCUAUCCUGCUGUAGCCAGUGGUUUUACUCCAGGCUGCGUGUGCACAGAUGAAGGCUUUAUUAAUAAAGAUGUUUGCUCACCA